AAAAAAACGCACCCCAAAAUCCACACAAUACGCCAACGGCGCCUCAAGCGAGUGGUUAAGCAACCUGCGAGAAAAAGGAUUCUCACUCUCUCUCUCUCACUCACUCUCUCUCGCACACGCUUUCUUACGCUCUCUGUUUCACCGCUCUGCGUUCAUCCUUGCUGCUGCUGCUACUGAAAAUAGGGGAAAAUCUAGUCAGCUGAGCGGUUCGGGCUAGUGCGACUACGACCAGGACGCGACUCCAGUUCCAUCCAGUCAGCAGUGUGUGUGAGGCGCUUUCAUCGACAGGACACCCCGUCGCACUUAGAGCGGUGCGCCCGGAAGUUGGUGUGAUUGCCCACCCUCCAAUUUUGUGGGUGUGCGUGUGUGUGAGUGUAUCUAAUCUCGUGAGUUGGCGCAAGUGGCAAACAGUGGUGUGCUGCGUGACAAGCGACGGCAGCGUCCUAAGUUGGUCGUGUCGUGCUGGCAAAAGUAUCGAUUUUUUCGACUCUAGCGAGCUUUCCGGAUGUUGAAACUAAAGUGCGCUUUUCACUGAGCUGCGUGUGUGUGUGUUUGUGUCUUUCGUUUGACGUAAAGUUACUCUUUCCUUCGGGAAGAAACGACUAAUUUCCACCGGAUCAGCGUGUACAAUGACAACAACGUCGUCGUCCGCCGGCGGCGGCCCGCCGGAAGUGCGAAGCAGCCGGAUCAGCCAGAAGCAGCGCACCCCGAGCGACGGCACCGACUCAUCGUCGUGCAGUGCCCGCGAACCAUGGAUUUCCACCAACAAGAUCCUCAACAGCAGCCUGUGCGGCCGGCGCAUCAACAGCCGCAACCCGAACUUUGACUACGACGAGACGAAGCUGCUGAUCGCGCUGUGGGGCGAUCCGGUGGUGCAGAAAACGCUCAUCACCACGCACAAGAAGCACCCGGUGAUUGCCGAGCUGGCGCGCAAGAUGCGAGCCCACGGGUACAACCGGUCGACGGAGGAGAUUAACACGCGCAUUAAAAAUCUGAAGUGCUUCUACAACCGCAUCAAGAAGGAUAUGGCGGCGGGCAUUAUUAACCAGACGACGUGGCGCCAUUACGCCGAGAUGGAUGAAAUCAUCAGCCGGCCGGUGUUUGGCAACAAUGCGGCACGGUUGCAGGUACAGCAGCAGCAGCAGCAGCAAACGAAUCAGUCGGAGUCGGAGGAGCAAGGAAGAAAUGAGCAGGAUGAAGGUGGAAAGGACGAGGUGCAUCAGUUGCCGGUGAAGCUGGAGCUGAUGAGCGACGACGAUGAUGAGUACGAGCCGACCGAGAUACGGGCGGAAGAUCUGCUUACCAUCGAUGCGAAGUUUCCGGACGACUCGCCAGCACCGACACCGAGCCAGCGGUCGAUGCGAAGAAGCAGGGGUAGUGCCGUCGGUGGUGGUAGUAAGAAUGGGAAGAGUGCCACCAACGGACGAGCCGCCGAACGGAAGCAAACGGAGGAUGAAGAUGAGGACGACGAUGAGGACGACGACGACGAGGAAGAAGAGGACGAUGACGAAGGUAGCGACUUUGAUGUGGAAAAUGAAUUCAACGAUGGCUUGGAUGAGUUGCUCCAGAAAGCGCAGGCCACCAAAACCAACACCAUGGGGAAACCGGCCGGCCCGAAACCUGCUACCAAUGAGAGCGGGUUGGUGAUAAAGACCAUUACCUCCGGCAAUGGUACUACAAUUACGGCAACGGGCGGCACCUCCACGAGCAUACCGACGGCCGGGAAGAUAUCCGUAGUGCCGACGAAUCUGCUGAUGAAGCAACCGACGGCAGCAUCGGUCGCGUCCAGCAUGGCCACCCCGAUACAGAUCUACACCCAGCCGACGAUGAGCCUCGGGAAGGGCGUUGCGUCUGCCGUGCCGGGCACGAUGGGAGCUUCCGCCGGCGGCGGUGGUGCUGGCAGCGUUCCGGGAGCACCAAUGAAGCUGCUCCUAGUGAACACCGUGGGCAAGGAUGGCAAAACGCAGCAAAUACUGACGCCCGCCUCGGAAGCGACGGCCGCCGGCAUGCCCAAGCUGCUGCCCGCCGCGAUGCCUCACACCAAGCUGCCGCUCUCGGUCACCGGCCAGUCCCCGAUCGUCACCAUACCGACCAUGAAUGUGCCCGGCAAGGUGGGCCUCGAGCAGCACAAACCGAGCGCGACCGGCGGGCGUUCGGCGUCCGGCGGCCAGUCGGCCGGUUUCCGCACCCUGCUCACCCAGCUCGUUACGAUACAGCGCGAAAAUCUGGCACUCAACCAGGAGCGGCUCGCGCUGGAGAAGGAGCGACUCGAGUUCGAGAAGCAGUUCGGUGGCUCGCUGGUCGGCAUGGUGCGCAACAUGAGCACGUUCUUUGCCGGCAUGCUGCAGCAGCAGCGCAAGGAGCAGCACCAGGUGAAGGAUUCCGGCCAGCGCCCGGUGGCACCACCGGCGGACAGCAAAUCCCCGGUCGAGCAGGGAAGAAAAAGCCCGGACGGCAGCAAAUCCCCACCGAUCGGGGAGAAAGAACCGGAAGCCGUUCCCACCACCGCUGCUGCUGCUGGUACUGGUGGUGCUUCGUUGGAGUUGAGUGAAAUUUCGUCCUCUCCUUCCUCGUCCGCUUCUACAUCGCGGGUUGCAUCGCCCACAUCCACCACGAAGGUGUCGGCUGGGGAGAAUGAAAAGGAAUCGAAGGAUGCGAGUGGUACGAAACGACCAGCCGAACCAUCCUCUUCAUCGCCACCGGAAGAUUCUACCGUCGUGCCGGCCGCAUCCACCGGGAAGGCGACAUCCACGUCGGACGUGACGCUGCCCAAGAAGCGCCGCAUGAUGACACGCAACUCAGCGCAGCACAACACAGCGCAGCCUGCCGGAGACGCUAACCACGGACCUGCGGACGACGAUCCGCUCAAGACGGAAAUCAUCAGCGAUGCGGACGAGCAGUCACCAAGGCGGGCCGCCACGAUACGGUUGCGUUUGCGAAACACCCUUGGCAGCAGGGCGCGGCGACAGCAAAGCAAGCAAACCCUCCCAGCGGCGUGGCCCAAAAUGUGGGUCUCCACGAACAAGGUGCUGAUCGGGUCGGUCGGUGGGCUGAAGAAGCCGCACUGCCGCAACCCGAACUUUGACUGCGAGGAGACGAAGCUGCUGAUAUCGCUGUGGGGCGAUCCGCAGGUGCAGCGGACGCUCAUCACCACGCACAAGAAGCACCCGGUGAUAGCGAAGCUGGCGGAAAAGAUGCGCGAGUACGGCUACAACCGCUCCACGGAGGAGAUUAACACGCGCAUCAAAAAUCUGAAGUGCUUCUACAACCGCAUCAAGAAGGACCUGGAGACGGGCGUCAUUAACGAACCGUCCUGGAAGCACUUCCAGGCGAUGGACGAAAUACUGACGCGGCCAGUGUUCGGGGGUGCGAAUGCGGCUAGCCGGUAUCCACCGACGCCGGGGGCAGCGGCGGGUGGGUCGUCCGAUGCAGCGACGUCAUCGGGUGGUCGCAUCACCCGCCCACGGCUGUCGGCCGGUUCGGUGAGCGGGGCCGAGCUGUCCGAGCUGGAUCCGGACCAGAUCGAGGUAAAGCUGGAGCUGGUGAGUGACGAGGAGAAGGAGAUGCUCCAUCCGGAGGACCUGCUGAAGAACGCGGAACAGGUCGAGCUGAAGGAACCGAACCUGCUAAUACCGAAGGACGAACCGAUGGAGGAGGAGGAGGUGGAUGAUCCAAACGAUCCGGACUUUGAGGACGAGGGCGGAAGCGAAACGGACGACGAAAGCUCCGGCAUGGACGAGGCGGAUGAGAGCGAUCGAUCGACACGUUUACGGCGACGGACGAGACGAGCACAUAAGCCGAAAAAGACGAACCCAACAGCCGGCGGGAAAAAUGUACCGACCACCACAUCCGCGACUGCUAGCGGCACAUCCACGAGUACUACCACGAGCACAAGCAACGCAGCCCAACCGAAAGUACCAUCAAUAAAGAUCAUCAAUUAUGCUGGCGGUGGUAGCAUAAGUCUGUCCUCCGUUGCCAACGUGGUAAGCGCCGUAUCGUCCGGCUCAUCGACGGUCAGCAUGACGACGCUGGCAGGGAGAACGGAUGGUGGCACGACUACCACCACGACCACCACGACCCCAAGCAAGAUCUCGCUCGUGCCGACCAACUUCCUCCUGAAGCCGCAAGCCGCCUCCAACCUGCAAGGCUUCAAGCAACCGAUCCAACUGUACACCAAACCGACCGUCUCGAUCGCAACCACCAAGCCCACGCCCGGCCUGUCGCCGAUCGUGUCCGUUAAUGCGAGUGGAGCAGGAGGCACCGGAGUAACACCCACCACCACUAACACCGUUUCAGCGGCCGGCGGCACUACUUCCGGCGGUCCGAUGAAAGUAUUUCUAGUCAACACGCUGGCCAAAGAUGGAACCGGCCCCAAGCAACAGCUCAUCACACCGACCACGGGCAAACAGAUCUACACCACCUCCACCGGCGUAUCACUGCAGGGAACGUCACACGUGUCGGGACUGCCGCAAAUAAGCAUCCAACCCAAGCAGCUACUAACCAGCACGGCCGGAGGUCCGCCAACAAUCACUAGGAAAAUCAUUCAAACCUCCACGCUUCCCUCACUACGGGCAGCGGUCGCUAGGACAGCAGCGCCGCCACCGAAGUUCGGUGGAUUUAAGGCACUGCUGCAGCAGCUCGUGGGUUUGCAGCGGGAGAAUCUCAGCAUCACGAAAACGCGCCUCGUGGCGGAAAAGGAACGGUUCGGGAAUGAGCGGUCCGUAGCGAACUCGCUGUUGGAUGCGCUGGGGGAGCUUAAUGCACUACUGACGGAGGUAAACGGUGAGCUGAUGCCGCUCGGGAAGGAUUCGGACGAGGACGAGGGGGACGACGAUGGGUUGAUCAAGAUUUCGUGCGACAGUCCGGCGUCUAGUCCGGCCCGGAGCGUUAGCAGACAGGAGGAUAGCUUGAAGGCGGAGGUGAUUAGCGAUUCGGAGGAAAGUUAAGGCGAAUAAAUGAUUAGAUCUGCUCUGAGAGAUUCAAAGUGUGCAAAUGCUAAA
Anopheles arabiensis is the source of this 5000-nucleotide messenger RNA. RefSeq lists its product as uncharacterized. The transcript is spliced from 4 exons. Lineage: Eukaryota; Metazoa; Arthropoda; Insecta; Diptera; Culicidae. Gene Ontology annotation, biological process: positive regulation of DNA-templated transcription. Bases 630 to 4946 code for a protein of 1438 amino acids. Gene Ontology annotation, cellular component: nuclear body. The record is from RefSeq and is a predicted model, not a curated record.